AUGGGCCUGUCGCGCCCUGUGAAGAUGCGGUCGGUCGGUCCCGUUGCGGAGUUCCUUACUGCUCCUGCUCCCGAGGUCGCUUCGAGGUGGCCUUCCCAACGACCCGCCCUGCUCAGCUACCACACACUCGUACCACGAAACAGCUCCUCGUUGUUGCCAUUGCAUGGCAACAGGCUCGGCUCUUGCGGGAGGGAUGAGCUGCAUGCUGAAACGAUGUGCAGUAGGGUGCCGCCCUAG
Messenger RNA from Parastagonospora nodorum SN15, 237 nucleotides. RefSeq lists its product as hypothetical. The coding region runs from base 1 to 237 and encodes 78 amino acids. The transcript has a single exon. The record is from RefSeq and is a predicted model, not a curated record. NCBI's taxonomy places the organism in Eukaryota, Fungi, Ascomycota, Dothideomycetes, Pleosporales, Phaeosphaeriaceae.